CAGAGGAAGAAACCACCGCAAGACGGGUCAGGAGAGAGAUUGUGGCCCCAAGGAGUAAUUGGGAAGAUCAAAGGAUGAAGUUCAGCCUCUCUUUCUUUUGCCGAGGAUGGUGGACAUUUCUCUUGCUUCAGCUCCACUCGCUUCAGGCCCUGGCUCAAGAUGAUGUGGCACCAUAUUUCAAGACAGAACCUGGCUUGCCCCAAAUUCACCUGGAAGGAAAUCGCCUUGUCCUUACCUGUCUCGCAGAAGGGAGCUGGCCAUUGGAAUUCAAGUGGUUGCACAAUGACAGUGAAAUCACCAGCUACUCAAGCGAAUAUAAGUACAUCAUCCCUUCGCUUCAGAGGUUUGAUACUGGCUUCUAUCAGUGUGUGGUGCGAAACAGGAUGGGGACACUCUUGCAAAGAAAAUCAGAAGUUCAAGUGGCAUAUAUGGGGAAUUUCAUGGCUCCAGAUCAGAGAAAAACUGUUUCUCAAGGGAAGGCAGCCGUUCUAAACUUGCUGCAAAUUGUCAGCUAUCCCAAGCCACAGGUGACUUGGUUUAGAGAUGGACACAAGAUUAUUCCAAGCCACAGAAUAGGCAUCACACUAGAGAAUCAGCUGGUGAUUCUGGCCACGACCACAAGCGAUGCGGGAGGUUACUAUGUCCAAGCUGUAAAUGAAAAAAACGGAGAAAACAAAACCAGCCCUUUCAUUUAUCUGAGCGUAGCAAGGGAGCAGAGACAUUAAUCUGGAGGAUUUCAGUCAUCUGUGCAGUAACAAAUUAAAAAUAAAUACAUGCAC
This is a messenger RNA of Tachyglossus aculeatus (Australian echidna), 779 nucleotides long. Its product is annotated as protein sidekick-1-like. Lineage: Eukaryota; Metazoa; Chordata; Mammalia; Monotremata; Tachyglossidae. The record is from RefSeq and is a predicted model, not a curated record. Gene Ontology annotation, cellular component: plasma membrane; axon. Gene Ontology annotation, biological process: axon guidance; homophilic cell-cell adhesion; dendrite self-avoidance. The transcript is spliced from 6 exons. Gene Ontology annotation, molecular function: cell-cell adhesion mediator activity. Bases 75 to 725 code for a protein of 216 amino acids.